Messenger RNA from Protopolystoma xenopodis, 234 nucleotides. The record is from the annotation of a GenBank genome assembly. Lineage: Eukaryota; Metazoa; Platyhelminthes; Monogenea; Polystomatidea; Polystomatidae.
AUGCCACUUGCGCGCCUCACCAGCUCUUUACUUUCCACUCGCUUCAGUCUUUCUCCUCCUUCGUGCACUCACCGGCGAGUCGGAUCAUCAUCAUCAGAUAACGUCAGAGCUCUCAGAGUCGUGAACCAUUCAAGCGAACGUGACAGACCGUUUCGCGGCUCCGCUUUGCCAUCGUCACAAGAGCAGGCCAACCUCGGUCGACUUGGGCGCUCCGCUCCCCUCCUCCGUUGCUAA